This is a messenger RNA of Eruca vesicaria subsp. sativa (arugula), 1269 nucleotides long. NCBI's taxonomy places the organism in Eukaryota, Viridiplantae, Streptophyta, Magnoliopsida, Brassicales, Brassicaceae. The record is from the annotation of a GenBank genome assembly.
AUGGCUUGUUGUUGCAAACUUCUUACAGGCUUCCUAUUAUGGGCUCUUUUGAUGCUCUCAUGGUGUGAAGCUUCACGAAGCAGCAUUAAUAGAAUGUUCAAAUCCGAUAGCUUGAUCAAGCGAAGAGACGAUAGUACACGUUUGAAAAGCUUUGUAAGAGUCUCUUCGCAGCCUCCAACCACUGUUAGUGUGUCUGAUUUUGGAGCUAAAGGAGAUGGAAAAAUCGAUGACACGCAGGCGUUCAUGAAUGCAUGGAAGAAAGCAUGUUCUUCAAGCGGAGCUGUUAAUCUCUUAGUUCCUGAAGGGAAUACUUACUUCCUCAAGUCUAUUCGAUUAAAUGGUCCAUGCAAAUCAAUUCUUACCGUUCAGAUCUUCGGAACGUUAUCGGCAUCUCAAGAACGAUCUGAUUACAAAGAUCUCAGCAAAUGGAUUACGUUUGAUAGCGUUAACAGUCUAUCUAUAGAUGGUGGAGCCACUGGAACUGUCAACGGAAACGGCGAAACGUGGUGGCAAAACUCAUGCAAACGGAACGAAGCUAAGGUGUGUGCUCUCACUUUCUACAACUCGAAGAAUUUGAGAGUGAAUAACCUGAGGGUGAGAAAUGCGCAACAGAUCCAGAUUUCGAUAGAGAAAUGUUCCAACGUUCAGGUCUCAAAUGUAGAGGUCACUGCGCCUGCUGAUAGUCCUAAUACCGAUGGUAUUCACAUCACUAACACCCAAAACAUUCAAGUCUCCAGAUCCAUCAUUGGAACAGGUGAUGAUUGUAUAUCUAUUGAAACUGGAUCACAAAAUGUUGAAAUCAAUGAUUUAACUUGCGGUCCCGGUCACGGUAUCAGCAUUGGAAGCCUAGGAGAUGACAAUUCAAAGGCAUUCGUAUCAGGCGUGACUGUAGAUGGUGCUAAGCUUUCAGGUACAGACAAUGGAGUUAGGAUCAAAACUUAUCAGGGAGGGUCAGGAACUGCCAGGAACAUUAUAUUUCAGAACAUUCAGAUGGACAAUGUGAAGAAUCCAAUCAUAAUCGACCAAGAUUACUGUGACAAGAGCAAAUGCACUGAACAGAAAUCAGCGGUCCAAGUGAAGGACGUGGUGUACCGGAACAUAAGUGGCACAAGCGCAUCGGACAUGGCAAUAACGUUGAACUGUAGCAAGAACUAUCCAUGCCAAGGAAUUGUCCUUGACAAAGUGAACAUUAAGGGAGGGAAAGGAAGUUGCAGCAAUGCUAAUGUGAUGGACAAAGGCACUGUUUUCCCUCAGUGCACAUCCACUUAA